AUGGAAAUUCAUCGUUUGAUGCUCAUUUGCUGGGGUAUACAAUGGCUCUUGGCUAAUAAUGUCAAUGGAAUUGAGUAUGAUGAUGGGAUAAGAGAGUGGAGGAGAAAGCUUUAUAAAGAGGUUAUCGACUCGUACGGACCUCCAACCAUCCGCCCUAUCAAAAACGACUCUGCUCCUGUCAAAGUUCGGAUGAGAAUGUUAUUAGAACACAUUGCUGAUUUCGAUGAACCAAAACAACAGGUGACGCUCUUCUGUUCAAUGAAAUUGAUUUGGACAGACGAAUUUCUGAGGUGGAAUGAGAGCGAUUAUGGAGGAGUAAAAUCACUUCAAGUAAACGUUGAUCAGAUAUGGAAUCCUGAUCUUACACUCUUGACAAGUAACAGCAAGGAGUUCUUGACAUUGAAUCACCGUCGCGCGGAGGUAUAUUCAAAUGGCAUGGUUAUUUGGCUUUCUCCUGCUAUGAUCACCAGUCUAUGCCUCCUUGAUGUCAAACUCUUCCCUUUCGAUAUCCAAACUUGUAGAUUUGUAUGGGGACCCUGGUCGAAUACCGUGAACAUGCAGGACGUGGACUACUUCUUUGAACGUAACGAAACGACGAUAGACCGAUACGUUGACAACGGCGUAUGGGAGAUCUUGGAUGAUACAGCAUAUAGGACAGAAGAAACUUACAGUACCGCUACCGAACCAUUUGUGGAGAUUUGUUAUGCCAUCACAUUCAGGAGAAAAUCAAAGGUGUACGUCGUAGGUAUUAUUAUCCCGUCCGUCUUACUCUCUUUAUCCACCAUGAUAAUAUUUCUACUGCCUCCAGAGUCUGGAGAGAAGAUCUCCUUUGGUAUCACCAAUCUCCUAGCCAUGGUGCUCUUCCAAGAAACUGUACGAUCUGCCAUGCCACCGACAGGUUCUCCAAUCUUUGCCAAUUACAUAUGUACGAUGGUAGUCGUCGCAGGUGCAUCCCUAAUAGCAGAGGCACUCGUUCUGCGAAUGUACGGCUUCGCCAACACAAGACCUGUACCUAAAUGUUUGAUGUGCUUUUUGAGUAAAGAUCACCACCAACAUAUCAGAUCUGGUCAAAACGGUGAACCCAUAUCCGGUGUAUCUCAACCGUUUGAUCAUGUGGUAGGCAACAACGAUUGUCCAGAACAAAGCGAACUGACAGAUCUGAGGAGUCCCUCAAGGCUAUCCAAUAUCCCCGCGACAGAAAAUGCUGACCUCUGGAAGCUGAUUGCGUCAUCUGUUGAACAUAAAGCUGCUAUCAUAACCAUUUGCUGCAUCAUAGGAAAUUUCUUGUUCACGUUUUUGAGAAUGUUCACAGCAACAUACACGAAGGGUGAUCAUGAUCAUGAUUAGCAUUCUGUCUCUACGAACAUCGCCUUUUUAAUGUGACAAAAUCUCAUCUGCUUUGUUAAAUUUUCCCAUGAAUGUUUCUAUUACUAUUUAUUUCUAAAUUUGUUCUAAUGCUGCUUUGAUGUAUGCAACAAAUCGUGGUUAAGUGAAUCUAAUUUGUAUUAUUUUUAUAUGAAAAUAUAUUUUAAGUGAAAUUUGCAGUUGUUGAUCAUGGAGAGGGAAAAACAACCACUGCCAACUUGUAUACUCAGUGUGGCGCUGGUUUAGGAGUAGAUCUACUCUGCUUUACAUGGGACGCUGCAAGAAACUUAUACAUUCAAUUUCUUUGUAUAUUUUACUGUGUAUUUGACUGUUUUAUACUUGUUUUUGUAUUCCAGGGCCCCACGGGAGACCAGUUUAUUGCUGAGUGGGCUACCCUGGUUAAAUAUAUUGAAAUAAAUGAAUAAUAAAUAAAUAAAUUCAAUUCCAAAUCAAGCCUAGGUCAAAGUCAAGUAUAAGUCCGUUAAUCAAACGCAGUUUUUGUAGAUAUGUGUUUAAUGUCAACUUCCUUGCAACCCCCUUUCAUAUACAUGAUUUUUAAUUGUAUCUUUUCUUGCAAUGUCCCAUAAUUCUGGGAAUGCACUCGCGUUUUUCACUUUAUACAUGAACAUGUACAAUAAUUUUGUGAUUAUUAUUAUAUAUAAGCAAGGAUGUUAACAUUAAUGUUUAAUGUGCAUACAAUGUGAAUCACAAGCAAAUUUAAUUAAGGGCUGUCAAAGGUAAUCUUGCUUGUAAUUGGAUAAUAAUCAAUGAUUUUAGGGGACAGACAAAGAGGCUGGAGCAAAUAAUCUAAAAAUAUGCAAAAUUUUGAUAGAUAAUGACAAAAUACUCAGAAAAUGAUAUUCCACUCUUUUCAUUUGUUUCUUUUGUUUAUUUUUUCUUGGCCGUGAAAGUGUUUGGGGCAUAUACCCCAAGCCCCCAUCUGUACGGAAGUGCUUGCUCCAUAAAACACAAUAUUUUAAUCACGGGCGACGAAGCAGAGAAUUAUCUUUUGUAUUUGGGGGACGCAGCGAUAGAUGUCCGUCCCCAAAGGAUAAUCCUCUACUCCGCAGCUCAUGAACCUAAUGCUUUCUUCAAUUUUAUUUGACUGAAAAUGUGUGUAAAUGUUUAAAUAGUGUAUUAUUAAUGGACAAAAUGUUUCUAUUUCU
Lytechinus variegatus (green sea urchin) is the source of this 2531-nucleotide messenger RNA. Its product is annotated as neuronal acetylcholine receptor subunit alpha-7-like. Gene Ontology annotation, molecular function: extracellular ligand-gated monoatomic ion channel activity; transmembrane signaling receptor activity; neurotransmitter receptor activity. Gene Ontology annotation, cellular component: synapse; membrane; neuron projection. NCBI's taxonomy places the organism in Eukaryota, Metazoa, Echinodermata, Echinoidea, Temnopleuroida, Toxopneustidae. Gene Ontology annotation, biological process: nervous system process; monoatomic ion transmembrane transport; regulation of membrane potential. The transcript is spliced from 6 exons. Bases 1 to 1347 code for a protein of 448 amino acids. The record is from RefSeq and is a predicted model, not a curated record.